GGGCCAAGCUGUGUUUUGUGCUUAUGCUCUGGCUGGAUCUGGCCAACACCGCGUGUUGAAUAGGCCCAGCUGCUGGAUCCUCCUCGGUGGACAGAGCACAAGGCUGCAUUGAGUCUCUUCUGGGACAGCGGCUGCCUGUGUGCCAUGGGCCUGCUCAGGCAUAUCGUUUGGGACGGCUGGAUGGAGCGUUCCUCCAGAGCCAGCGCUGCCGGCACCCAUCCUGCCUUCUCUCUGUCAGGCUUCCUUUGUUGCAGAGCGUUCUCAAAAGCACAGGUUACCACCAGCCCUGGGGACCGGGUGGGACUAUUUGAGGCGGCACCUAGCUGGAAAGGAAUGGGGAAAGGGGUUGCCCAGAGACCCGGGCCACCCAAUCCAGCACUGUGACUAAGAAGGGGCCUUGGAGCCUGCACGGUCUGCUCGGAAGGGAGGCGCUGCGGGGUCAGGACUGCCUCCGUUCUCUACCCGGCUGCGGCUCGUAGGGGUUUCAGAGCAGCGCGGGCUGCCUCCAGGAAGGAAAUGCCCCUCCUGGCCCAGCAGACACGCUCUCCUGCUCGCCCUGCUCAGCUAGCAGUGACCAGUGCAGUGCUCUGCAGCCAGGAUCCCUGCCGUUCCCGCUGCAGCUGAUGGAGUACUUCCCUCCCAUUGGGUCUGUUCUGCCAACGUCACCAACCAUUCUCAAAAUGCCCCAUGGGCCGUGAGCAUCGCUCAGAGCCUUAUGUGUUUCACAGGAUCACAAAGCCACUAGCUCCCUAACAGCGUGCUAAACAAGCACAAAUCGGCUCCGAACAACACACACAAGCUCAGAGGCAAAUAAAUCCUUUUAAGGCAAGAUUCGAUUAAACUAAGCCAUUUUGUCCCCAGUGUAGCCAUUCCAAGGGGAGAAGCAGCUGCGGCUGCAACCAGCCUCCCCGUGAUCCUUGCCCUUUUUUGAAACGUCCUUCCCAGCUGCUGACCAAAAUAACCUCCGUUCCUCUCCAUAUUUGUGCAAGACACCAAGAGUGCCUCGGGAGCAGGUCGGGCCUCCUCGCUGCGGCAUGCUGCUCUUAACUCCUGCAGUCACGGCGAUGCACAUCACGCAGCUCAACUGGGAGUGCCUGCUGCACAUUUUCUCCUUUCUGGACAAGAACAGCAGGAAGAGCUUGGCGCAGACGUGCCAACGGCUGCUCAGGGUGUUUCAGGACCCCUCGCUGUGGCAUCUGCUGCAGUUCCACUCGCCUGCCGAGCUCACCAAGGGUAACUUCGUGCUGGGACCAGCCUUGCGCCACCUUUCCAUCUGCUGGCAUUCCAGCCAAGUCAAAGUGUGCAACGUUGAGGACUGGAUGAAGAACACGUUACAGAAGGAUAUUUGCAACGUACACAAGCACAUAGUCAAUGACUUUUUACUCCAGGUUUGCAACAGGUGUCCAAACUUGGUGUCUUUGAAGCUCUCCGGAUGCGGCCAUGUCACCGACAGUUACAUUGCGUUGCUUCUCAAGAGGUGCUCCUGCCUCAAAACUCUUCAGCUGGAAAACUGUGUCCAGAUUACCGACCAGACGCUAGAAGCUGUAAUUCUCCAUGCCAACUCCUUACAGACUCUGCAUGUGGACUUUUGUAGGAACGUAACCCAAGCUGGUUUGCAGCAGGUCUGCAGAAAGCAUCCCUCAAUAAUUCUAAAAGCAGAAAGAAGUGCAAACAUGCUCCCAGACAAAAACCCAGGUGGCUGGGCAUCCGAGAAAGCAUUCAAGAAACUGCUGUGGCACUAGCUCAGUGCAGCUACAGCAACCAGCACAAGGUAAGAGAACUGGUACCUGGAAACUUGCCUAUAAAAACUAAAACAUGGGAAGGGCAAAGUCCCGCUCUUAAGGAUCCGGCAGUAUGACUGUCAAAAAUGGGUGAUACCAGAUUUUGGAUAUAGCUAGAAAAGUUUGAAGAGUCAGAGUUUUGAUCCAGUUUCCCAGCUCGCAAGGAAUGUUUAUGAUGAGAGGGUGCUUCAUUUUCAUAGGUCAUGCAGAGUUUUUUUAAGUAAUACCUUGCGUAACCAAAGCUUGUUCAACACGAUCAAGAAACUAUUCCCAACAAUGUGACACAAGCAAAUUAUGUUCUCUUUAUGAAAGCUUCUUUGUUCAAGUCAUGUUGGACUUUUGACCAGGUGCUGAAAUUCCAACAGGAGGAUCAUCUCCAAGCUACAAAGAACGGGGCCUGCUGCAACUCACAGUAGCUUUAACCUCGGUGCCAGUGCAUUACUUUCUUCAAGUCAUGUUGUUCAGUCAAAUGAAAGAUGCAUUUUAAGUGCAAUUAUCCCAGCUGGGUUUAUCUUAGCAGACAUCCACUGCCAGAGGUCCAGUAAUACUGUUCUGCGCUAUGAUCCAUGUUAUGGCAGAAGCCUGCCAUACCUUACUGCCACUUAACCCUUCUGGGAUGGGUAGAGAAAGAGAGCUAUCACAAGCUGUGUCUUCAUUGUUACUCCAUCCAAAAGGGCAAAACAUCUUGGAAUUCUUUCUUAGAGUGCUCUAAGUUAGAUUUUAUGUGCAGGAUUCAAGAAGGCUGAGUAGCGCCUACAUGCUCUGUAGAACUUUGUAUACUCCAAGUUGCGAGACAAAAUGCUCUUUUUUAUCGCUGUUGGAUGUUUUAUGUAGGCUCUGACGGGAAUGAGUUCCAUGCCUCCCAUGAUGUGAAUGGGUGUAAGUGGCUCCUUCCAGAUAGGGCCCUGCUCGCCGUACCUGGUUUCAACCGUUAAAAUGAUGUCGGCAAGCUAAUGGGACCAGGAGUGACUCACCCAGCUGCAGCUCCCAAAUAAAGAUAAUACGGUAAAUGGAAGCUUGGCAUGGCAAGUGGCAGUUCUCAGUCAGCUCUGCUGCAAAUACUCAAGAAUCACUGAGAAACCGCUCGUCAGUUCUUGAAUUUGCUUUAUUUUCUCUGCAUAAGGAACCCUGCACAGGCAUUUCAAAUUAAAACAAAAAUAAAUAUAUGAAUAUUCAUGUAAA
Messenger RNA from Varanus komodoensis (Komodo dragon), 2963 nucleotides. RefSeq names its product F-box and leucine rich repeat protein 22 (gene FBXL22). The record is from RefSeq and is a predicted model, not a curated record. Bases 1035 to 1742 code for a protein of 235 amino acids. Gene Ontology annotation, molecular function: protein binding. Lineage: Eukaryota; Metazoa; Chordata; Lepidosauria; Squamata; Varanidae. The transcript has 2 exons.